AUGGAGUCGUCCGCUUCUCCUUCGGGAGCAAGCUCGCACGCGACGCAAACCGGCCGGCCUUCGCUCUGGACAGACUCGGACCAGCGCAAGCUUGGCCGUCUCUACGUCUAUACGACUCUGCCCCUCAAGAAGAUCCUUGAUGUCAUCCGAGCUUCCUCUCCUACCUCUGGACCUGGAAAGGAUUCGGCCAAUAAAAAGCUCAACGCCAUGCUCGACAAGGAGCCCCGAUGGCUCCGUCCUCGUACCGACACCGAUGUGGAGCGCCGCAUGACAGCUCUGGCACAUUCGCCCACUCGAUCGAUCAAGCGCGAGCUUCCAUCGCCCGGCGGUAUGCAACAACACUACGACCAAUCCCCCAUCUCUCCUGCCGACUACAACAACCACAACCCCUGGAACCUGACGCCUAACAACGGCUUCGUCGCCCCCUCGCAAGCCGCCCAUUACGACUACGAUCCGACUCUGCUCCGAAUACAUCCUCCUGAUACAAAUUACCAAGCCCUAUCAUGCUCUCCAGAGACUCCCGCCCACUUUGCCAACCAAAUCGUCGCUGAACCAGUGACGGAACCACAUGCACCGCCCACUGGACUCCCUCACCGCUUUAGCAACUUUUAUCGUCGCGGCACAACGAUGACGAACUCGACCGAGAGAACGACGACCGAGCUGAGACGCGCGCUCUCGGGUUACUCCUCGAAUAUUGUGACCCACGUUCGACGGGUCGUAAAACGAUACACGAUGCCUGUCCAACAAGGGCAGAAUAGCUCACCCCUUGCCGAGCACAGUGACAGCGCCUCGGGCUCUAGAAGAGAUUCCUGGAUCCACGACGAACAUGCGCCGCCCGAGAGGACCGGAGAACUCUACUUACCUGGCGAUUACCUGCUCAUGGACGCCCUUCUGCAAAGACAAGGUCCUUGCCUCGAGGGAUCCCCCGAGCACCAAACCCGCAACUGCCUCUGCCGUGCCGCCCUUCAGAUCCGCGGAACAGUUUGGGUUGAUGAGAACGGAGGACCAUCCCCACUCGCUCUGAGCCUGAUGCAAAAGGACGUUGCUACUCCGGCAGAUUUUAAUACCUGCGAUGUGUUUGAGAAUUUUCUCAUGCACAUGCUCGUCGCUCGCGACGUCGACCACUUUUACAUACUGCAGCUUGUUUCGUCCAACGUCAAUUGCCGCCAGAGGAACGUCGCUGGCCAAACCUUUCUGCAUCUUCUCCAGCCAUCCUGGCUCGACGAACCCAACACUGGUCUUGGGCAUCUAACAACUCUUAUUCAGUCCUUUCGUCACGACAUGUCGUUCCUCCUCGCCAGGGACUGCUACGGUCGCACCUUCCUCCACGUUCUCCGAUCCAAGAUCCAAGAUGCCACUCGCUUCAACCAGCUCCUCCAAUCACUCGACUUCACCCUGCGCCGCGACGCCUUCGGGUCCGUUCCUGCCUAUGAGCCCGACGCGCUUCACAUCCAACCUCUACGGCGCGCCAUCACGUCGGUGAUGAGCGAAGACGCGCCGAUGUCGUCGUAUGACCAGCCAACACUCCCCGCAGUGGACCUCGACUUGGUAUCCGCACAUGCUAGGCUCAUCGAGAUGAUCAAGAGGGCACAGGAAGAGCCCCGCCUCGAAGAUGCCCGUGGCCGGAACGGACUUCAUUGCCUUGCGGCUGCCAUCCUAAGCGACGUGUCUCUUCUUCGACAAGCCGGAAUGACAAACAAGCUUGACAAGAGCAACCAAUCGGCGCAAGGCGAAGCAGCGUCCAGCAAGAAACGCAAGCGAGAAACUGGCCUCAAACACACCGAUUCGUCCAAGGAGCGCCUCACACUCCGCGAAACCAUCGCCAACAACCUGAUCCUCUCGGGCGUCAACGUAAACCAUUACGACGCCGAUGGCAACACGGUUCUCAUGGCCUUCGUGGCCCAGCUGCCCGAAGACGAUGACUACAAGGUGCCUGUGGAAAUCCUCAAGCUCCUCAUCAAACACGGCGCCGACGUCAACGCUAGAAACCGCCGCGGCGAGACGGCGCUGCACAUCGCGGUGCGCCGCGGCAGGAAGCUGGCCAUGCGCACGCUUGUCGAGAACGGCGCUAAUGUCCAUGUGCGCGACGCUGCGGGCCGCGGACUGCUCGACGUGGCUGACGAGAUGGCCAGGUGCAGCAAUGCCAAUAAGCCCUACAUGCAUUCUGAGGCGUGUAGGGCGUUCUUGUCGGGGCACCACGCUGUCCAAGACCCGUCCAUCCUCCAGGAGUGGGGGGUGGCUGACUCGUAA
Scedosporium apiospermum is the source of this 2250-nucleotide messenger RNA. RefSeq lists its product as uncharacterized. The transcript has 2 exons. Bases 1 to 2250 code for a protein of 749 amino acids. The record is from RefSeq and is a predicted model, not a curated record. Gene Ontology annotation, cellular component: cytoplasm; nucleus. Gene Ontology annotation, molecular function: protein binding. NCBI's taxonomy places the organism in Eukaryota, Fungi, Ascomycota, Sordariomycetes, Microascales, Microascaceae.